UAUGCUUUCCCCUUCGACAUGCAAGUAAAAGGAUCCAUCGAAGUGAAUGUUAAAGGACAGCCUCCUCAAAGAAUACACAUGAUGUGAAAUAUACGCGGUAUCUCAAUUUCAGAAGCAAGUAGACUAGAUAGCCCCCCCCGCUCUUUCUGUGAUUAUACUGAUUUUUAGCUAAGCUACUUUGAUUAGGUUUAGGUAGAAGACGAAAGGCCCAUCUGUCAAGAUCACCAUAUAGACGAAAGUUUGAAUUGUGUCUUUUAGCAUGUUAUGUGUUCACUUUUCGCAUGUUGACAUCCUCUCUCUAUACUCGAAUUAUCAAGGGAACGAAAUCGCCUUUAUACUACUACAGUCUGAUUUAUUUUUACAAAACUAAAUAUAAAGGAAUAUCAAUCUUCAAAAAAUGUUGCGCUUCUUGUUCUCAUGCUUCUUGUAAUAAGGAAAUACUCUUGACUCUUCAAACUGAGCGAGCAAGAGUAGGCCCGGGCUGGUGCGAAAGCGAGAAUGAAGAACUUGGCUGCCGCUGCAGCGAAGGCAAAGGCGGAUCAAGCCGCAGACCGACCAAGUAGCUCACCUGCAUCUCCGCAGGCGGGUACACGGGCAACCCCGGCCAAAGCAUCUCCGCUCAUAGGUACGGUAGUGAGG
Amoebophrya sp. A25 is the source of this 639-nucleotide messenger RNA. NCBI's taxonomy places the organism in Eukaryota, Dinophyceae, Syndiniales, Amoebophryaceae. The record is from the annotation of a GenBank genome assembly.